UUCGCUUACGCUACUUUCGCUCCAUCCUCCCAUCUGCUGGCGCUGGUCGCUAUCAGUCUCCAUAGACUCUUGUCUCUGCUUCCUCUGUCUUUCUUCUUCUUCUUUAUUUUCAGAACCAAAAAAAAGAAAAAAAAACUCCUCUUCAGUGCAGUCUUCUCUACAGAAUCAAAACCAGGCUGCUACUGAAACCCCUAUCUACAUUUCAUUUCUUGCGAACCUGAAUCCUUUCCUCUAUAAGACCCUAAAGGAGGAGGAUUGGCCUGCAAUUUCUCCGAUCCGGUUGUCUGCUCAAUGUUCAACACCGGGAGCAACUCUCCCCAUGGAAUUCCUCUUUCCAGCGGCGGUGGAGGAUUCUGGUGGGCAUUAGCAGCUCCUAACUCUACAACAGCUUUAGCCGUCACGGCCUUGGCUGGAAUCGCCGUUUUUGUCACUGUAUUCUGCGCGACCAGUUGGUAAUCAGUGAAGGGAAAAAAAAAAAAAUUCAGUUUCCUCCGCUUUGUGAGUGGGUGAGGAAGAGAGAAGUAGAAUUUCCAAUUCUUGUUCAUUCUUUUGGUUUUCUGGGAUUUCUGAGUAGUUGUGAGAAAAGUGAAGUAAAUGAAAGCUUUAAGACGAAGUCACACUUCGUCGUCGUCAUCAAAUUCGUCUUCUCCAUCAUUUUCAUCAUCAGGGUCGUCUUCGUGGAUUCACUUGCGUUCAGUUCUUUUAAUUGUUAAUUCUUCCUCAGCAGCUUCUUGUUCCUCUUCUGAUCGGGGCCAUCUUAAAUCACCAUGGUCUCGCAGGAUCAAAAAACAUGCCCUUACUCCACGCCAGUGGAGAAGAUUGUUCACAUCAGAUGGGAAACUCCAUGAUGGUGGAGUUAAAUUUUUGAAAAAAGUUCGCAGUGUAGGUGUAGAUCCGAGUAUUAGAGCAGAGGUUUGGCCAUUCCUCCUUGGAGUCUAUGACCUGAACAGUUCCAAAGAAGAAAGAGAUACUAUAAGGACUCAGAAAAGAAAGGAAUAUGAGAAACUCCGCAGACAGUGCCGCCUGCUCCUGAAACAUAGCAAUGAGAGCUUCAAGUUGAACGAGAGUAGCAAACCAAGCAUCAAUAUAGACAGCGGAAGUCUUGUUCAAUAUACAGAUUCUUCUAGUUUUGAGGAUGUGGUUAGUGCCAGGGAAUCCCUUUCCAGUGAGGAAAGGAGUCCAGAUGUUGAGUACUCUGAUGAUCCAUGUAUUACACUGUUGGAAGGUGAUGAUAGUUCAAGACAAAAAACAACAAACACUGAUGCAUCUGCACUAAACACUGAAUCAUCUGACUCAGACUCCUCUGAAGACCCUGAAGCUGUUAUACAGGCUUCCUCUUCUUCAGAAGGCCAGGAAAAGAAUGAACGUGAUGAGCCUUCCAAAGAGUUUAUUUCUCCUUCAAGGACAGAACUCCACUUAAGUGCACCUGCUGCUGAAAAUUUUGCUACAUGGCAGAGGAUCAUUCGUGUAGAUGCAGUGCGUGACAAUUCAGAAUGGAUACCUUACUUCCAAUCUUACGCUUCAGUAUCAGAGGAUAGAGCUUGCUGUUCUGCUGAAGCUGUUGGGUUAAAGGACUACGAACAUCUGGAACCCUGCCAAAUUUUCCAUGCUGCCCGAUUGGUUGCUAUUCUUGAAGCCUAUGCACUCUAUGACCCUGAAAUUGGCUAUUGUCAGGGCAUGAGUGAUCUACUUUCUCCGAUUGUUACUGUUAUUACAGAGGAUCAUGAAGCAUUCUGGUGUUUUGUUGGUUUCAUGAAGAAGGCUCGUCAUAAUUUUAGACUCGAUGAAGUGGGAAUUCGGAGACAAUUGAAUAUUGUUUCCAAGAUUAUCAAAUGCAAAGACUCGCACCUUUUCAGGCAUUUGGAGAAGCUUCAGGCUGAGGAUUGUUUUUUUGUUUAUAGGAUGGUGGUGGUGCUGUUCAGGAGGGAGUUGACUUUUGAACAGACAACUUGUCUCUGGGAGGUGAUGUGGGCAGAUCAGGCAGCCAUAAGAGCUGGCAUUGGCAAGUCAGCAUGGAGCAGGAUAAGGCAGCGAGCACCACCAACAGAUGAUUUGUUGCUUUAUGCUAUUGCAGCUUCAGUAUUGCAGAGGAGGAAAUUAAUUAUAGAGAAGUAUAACAGCAUGGAUGAAAUUUUAAGGGAGUGCAACAGCAUGGCUGGCCAACUCAAUGUAUGGAAGCUGCUAGACGAUGCACAUGACUUGGUGGUCAACCUGCAUGACAAGAUAGAGGCGUCUUUCUGAUGGCUGCAUUUCGAGCAUGUUCACUAACUCAUGCUAAUUCUUUUUCUUAAUGGGAUAAUUCAAGCCUUCUUAUUACAACUUGAAACAAGCACUACAGAGGCUAUCCAUUCUCAAUUAUGGUUACUACUCAAAUGAUAUAUUUCAGAAGAUUUGUUUAGGCUUGUUUGCACCUAAUUCUACCACGCUAUGGAUUACAGCACAGGUUCUCCAUAUUCACCACCAUAUCAUGUUAAACAGGUAGGGCAUGUAUCCCAGUAUACCAUGUUGGAUGAGAAAUAUUAAGAUGACAAUCUGAUUCUCAAAUUUUUUCCCCAGCCGUCUCUAGUAUUGGAUUCUGUGUAACUGGCUGUUGAUUGAAGCUAUUUAAUUAAAGCAGGAUUAGGUGCUUGUAGCUUCUUCUGGCAGCUAAAUAAGAUUUGUCUUGAAUAAUUUUAAUGCUGAAAUGUAGUGUAGUAAAUAGCAAUGCUAUAUUUUCUUGAA
Molecule: messenger RNA, 2721 nt
Organism: Hevea brasiliensis (rubber tree)
Lineage: Eukaryota; Viridiplantae; Streptophyta; Magnoliopsida; Malpighiales; Euphorbiaceae
Product: rab GTPase-activating protein 22
Exons: 5
Coding region: 595-2241 (548 amino acids)
Biological process (GO): activation of GTPase activity
Molecular function (GO): GTPase activator activity
Source: RefSeq, a predicted model, not a curated record